AUGCUCACUGCCCUCAACGAUAUAUAUGUAGGCCCGAACCUCGUCUUCCCCGAACUUCCUGCUGUCGUCCACGGCAAAACACCCCCGACCAUCAAAACCCAAGCACGGUCCGCCACGAUCCUACCCAAUUUCGUCGGCUUGAAGUUCGCCGUGCACAACGGCAAGAUAUAUCAAGAUGUGUACAUCACGGAGGAGAUGGUCGGGCGGAAAUUGGGCGAAUUUGUGCCUACAAGAAAACGAUUUACAUACAAGAUGAGCAAGAAUAAGUAA
This is a messenger RNA of Cladophialophora psammophila CBS 110553, 270 nucleotides long. RefSeq lists its product as uncharacterized. The transcript has 2 exons. NCBI's taxonomy places the organism in Eukaryota, Fungi, Ascomycota, Eurotiomycetes, Chaetothyriales, Herpotrichiellaceae. Gene Ontology annotation, cellular component: cytosolic small ribosomal subunit; ribosome. Bases 1 to 270 code for a protein of 89 amino acids. The record is from RefSeq and is a predicted model, not a curated record. Gene Ontology annotation, molecular function: structural constituent of ribosome; RNA binding. Gene Ontology annotation, biological process: ribosomal small subunit assembly; translation.